Messenger RNA from Maniola jurtina (meadow brown), 1212 nucleotides. RefSeq lists its product as uncharacterized. Lineage: Eukaryota; Metazoa; Arthropoda; Insecta; Lepidoptera; Nymphalidae. The transcript has a single exon. The record is from RefSeq and is a predicted model, not a curated record. Gene Ontology annotation, cellular component: neuronal cell body; membrane; dendrite. The coding region runs from base 1 to 1212 and encodes 403 amino acids. Gene Ontology annotation, biological process: sensory perception of taste.
AUGGGAGAUAUUGCCGAUGAUACAAAAAUGGAUGGCACGAGAUUUGUUUCAAUUCUGUAUAUGCUGAGACCAUUGACAAUCAUCGAAAAUUUGUUCGGGAAAUUCAGAUAUCGAAAGGUUGGUGGGAACAUAGAUAUAUUGAACAGACGAAUGAAGUUUUACGCUAUCUUUAUAGUAUGUCUCUCUGUGACAACGUUUGGCAUUAUUUUUGUUAAUGAUAUCAAACACAAAACUUUUGGUAGCUUCAGCAAAAUUGUGAACGUGGUAGACGAAGUUGCCUCUUUGACGAUGGUGAUACAACAUGUUCUAUCAAUGGCAGUUUUCUUACACUACACCAAGAAUAAUGUGUAUAUUAUAAAAUUAAUAGCUCUUAUAGACGAUAAUCUAAAUAUUUCAAAGGAUAAAAAGUUCUAUAAGGAUUCCCGUAGGCUCAUUCAAAUCGAAAUAUCAAUUUUUAUAUUUAUUUAUACACUAUUAGCAAUUUACGACUUGAAUGCAAAAUAUACGUUGCCUAAUGAAAUAUUAAUUACAAUAAUUGAUUUUGAAUGUCAUCUCGAAGUAUUGGCUUUUUGUAUAUUUAUCAAAACAAUGAAAGACAGGUUAUGUAUUGUAAAUAAAAUUUUGGAACACGUCAUUGUUACAAAAAAACGUGGGGAUACUUUGAAUAUCCCGCCAAAAAGUUUGAGAAAUCGUAACGACGUUUUGUAUGCAGGGUGUAUUAUUAAUGACAGAUCUAUAAUUCGUAAUUUAGGUAUAACGUACGAUUUGAUCGGUGAAGCCUGUGAUGAAAUUAAUAAAGUUUUCAAAUUUCAUAUUUUUAAAGCACUCUGCACUACAUUUGUAUACAUCAUUAUCACAAUAUGGACAUCAAUAUACUACAUACGAACGUUAGACACUUCUAAUUCUUUACUACGUAUAGUAUUGUUGUGUCUAUUUGAUAUCAUGUCAGUUGGUGUUAUGUCCUAUACUUGUGAAGUUUUGCUUUUAAAACGUAACUCUACUAAGAUCUUGGUAAAUGAACUUAUAAUAAACUACGACCUUACCAGGCAGAUGCGACUCCAGGCUAAAGCAUUUAUGGAGCUGAUUGAAGUGUGGCCAUUGCAGAUUUAUGCGUACGACAUGUUUGCUAUAGACAUAAAGUUAAUGCUGAAAUUUAUAAGCGUGUCGACAACAUAUCUGAUAGUGAUUUUUCAAAUUUCGCAUUUUUUCUAA